AACAGGAUCUGUACAUGAUUUAAAAACUCCAUACACAGAUCCUCAUACAGUACCUUCUACAACAUUAUCUUCUUCCAAUUCAUUGGCAACACAAUCAGAAUCUGUCCCUCAGUUAAUUUCUCCCUACAUAGAUGCCCAUAAAUUGCCUUCUACAACAGUACCUUCCUCUACGACAGUGGCAACAGAAUCAGAGUUUUUGCCUCAAUUGAUUGCUCAACAAAUAGAGCCCCAUUUAUUGAAUACUACGACUACACCAUCCUCCAUGUCAAUGGCAACAGUAUCAGAGCCUGUCCCUCAGUUAAUUUCCCCAAACGCAGAUCCUCAUACAUUACCUUCCACAGCAUUAUCUUCUUCCAAGUCAUUGGCAACAGAAUUUAGGUCUGUACCUCAGUUAACUGCCCCAUGCACACAGCCCCGAACACUGCCUUCCACAGCAUUACCUUCUUCCACAUCACUGGCAACACAAUCAGAGUCUGUGCCUCAAUCACCCAUGCCACUGCCUGUUCCACCAUCUUUUGACCAGGUGGGUCAACAAUAUCAAAAACAGCAGCCAAUUACUCAAACAAGUGUUGCUGUAGCUCCUCCACCAAUGGCUUCUGCUAAUCAACAUUGGGUCACUAAGAAGAACUUGUGUUCUCAUGAGGUACAACCAGUGCCUUCCAGGUCAGCAUCUAUGCUGUGUCCACCUCUUGAUCCCCAACCAUUGGAUCCAGCUGUGUCUAAUGGAAGAUCUCAACCAACCUACACCAUGGAGUCACAAACAGUGCCUCUUCUUACUGUGCCUUUACCUGCAUCCCAUAUUUUGCCUCCAAGCAACAAUGAUUAUUCAGCAAUGCAGGAUCAACAUGUAGCACAAACAGAAUUCAUGCCUUCCCAAACUUCAUGCCUUCCAGCAGACCCAGUGCUUGGACAGAAACCUCCUCCACCUCCCAAUGCAAAUCCCUAUGCCAUGGGAGAGAAAAUGGCUCACUCAAAGCAGCAAAUGCCACCCAAACCCCUGAUACCUAGGCUAUUUGUUCCUCAGAGUCUACCUCCAGAGCCCCAGCCUAAAAAGGAAACUGGAGGUGGGUGGUUUAGCUGGCUUUUUGGCAAAAAGAAGGAAGUUAACUUACCUGCAGAUACGGGCAAAUCACUUGUUUGGGAUGAAGACCUUCAAAGACGGGUUGAUCCAAAUGAAGAAAAGAAGAAGAAUAAAUCUGCAUUAGAACAUUCUGAAGGAGUUACAAAGGCAGCUACUGCAAGUUCAGGAGAUUUUGGGGGGCCCACAGCAGGGCUGUUGAAUACUAUGCCUGCUUUGAGACCAGGGCCUAAGAGAGGAUAUAUGGCACCACUUAAUCCAGUCUUAAUGAGCAACAAUCCAGGUAUUCAGCUUUAUGCCUCGACAGGCAUAAGCAGCAGUGAGGCACAAAUGGUCAGGCCAGCCAACACAUAUCUAAUGGAUCACGCUGUUUCUGGACAGUCUGGACACAAUAGAUGGACCCAGAACUCACAACCUGCCAUGCAUUCUCAAACACCUGAAGAUAUUCUCCAAGAGAUAAUGUGAAGAUGUAGAUGUACUACUACUCCAUGAGGGGACAGGAUCCAGAGGAAGCUAACUAUGGAUUUUUAGACCUUUGGAGAUUAAUCACCAGUUAAACUGUGUCAUUAUUAUUUCUGUUUUUAGACUUUGACAUGUAGGAUAUUUUUUGCAUUAGAAUUUAUCCACCACAGAACCAGAAC
Colossoma macropomum (tambaqui) is the source of this 1719-nucleotide messenger RNA. Its product is annotated as proline-rich protein 36-like. The record is from RefSeq and is a predicted model, not a curated record. The transcript is spliced from 7 exons. The coding region runs from base 263 to 1543 and encodes 426 amino acids. NCBI's taxonomy places the organism in Eukaryota, Metazoa, Chordata, Actinopteri, Characiformes, Serrasalmidae.